Molecule: messenger RNA, 312 nt
Organism: Sporothrix schenckii 1099-18
Lineage: Eukaryota; Fungi; Ascomycota; Sordariomycetes; Ophiostomatales; Ophiostomataceae
Exons: 1
Coding region: 1-312 (103 amino acids)
Source: RefSeq, a predicted model, not a curated record
AUGGCCGUUGAAAGUAAUCGCCAACAGGCGAACUUUGGCGGCUGGUCCUCUCCUGGUUACAGAGACCUCACUGCUUUACCCCCACUUCUCCUCAGUCUCCCUCGUUGCACCAAUGCUGUGUGGAGAAAGCGGGCUCCCUUUGUCGGUUGUGCCCAGUGGUUCUCACUAUGUGUCGGAGACCUUGGAGCUCUCGAGCCGGUGAGACGAAGGAGCAAGAACUCAUAUGAAAGGAGAGGAGCUGCAGCUCAGAAAUCCAUUGGAACUGUCCGGGUCUUGCUUUUGGCCUGGCUUAUGGAGCCUAGCAAGGCGUGA